Molecule: messenger RNA, 1168 nt
Organism: Pisolithus orientalis
Lineage: Eukaryota; Fungi; Basidiomycota; Agaricomycetes; Boletales; Pisolithaceae
Product: Oligosaccharyltransferase subunit Ribophorin II-domain-containing protein
Exons: 4
Coding region: 94-927 (277 amino acids)
Biological process (GO): protein N-linked glycosylation
Cellular component (GO): oligosaccharyltransferase complex; membrane
Source: RefSeq, a predicted model, not a curated record
AGUUGUUCUUUUUUUGUUCACUUGCUUUGGCGGUCAUAAAUAUUUCAGUGACACGUCAACGCGGAACGGAAGCAUCAGACAUUCUCCUCAACCAUGGUACCCCGCAUUGCACUUCACUUCACUUGGCUACUUCUUGCCGUCUGUGUCCAUGCUGGUUCCCUGUCGCUUCAGAACCCCCGGUUCACCAUAACCUCUUCAACAGCAGCCCAGCUGCGUGCGGAUACUCUCUCGCUCACGGAAAAACCAGAGCCCUUGAAGCUCGAACCCUCCGACACGUUGAAGCUCACGUUCCAGAUAACAGAAAAGAGCGAGGGCAAGGGUGUGCAACCUCACCAGACAUUCCUUCGCUUCUAUGACAGUGUCUCCGGAGAGGAAGGCAUACAACCUGUCCGAGUCACUCCGGGAGGCAAGGCCAAAUUUGAACUGAAUAUGGCACGCCCUCCGGCAUCUUUGCCACCCACUACCGAUCACCCGCUGGAGGUAUCCCUCAUACUUGGUUCAUUCGUACACGAACCUACGACAUUUGAUCUAUUUGACCUCUACGUGCCGUCAUCGUACACGCCAGCACCACACCCCGACGAGGCCAAGUUCCACGAGCUGCCACUAAUUCACCACACUUUCCGUCCCGAACAGAAGCUCCCUCCAAAAUUCGUGUCAGCGGUAUUUGCGGCUCUCGUACUCUCGCCGUGGCUGGUCUUACUUGGUUUGUGGAGCAAAAUAGGUGUGCGGGUGCCACAUCUGUUCUCUCCCCGUAUCAUCCCCUUCACUGUUCUGCUUGGCGCUUUUGAAGCCCUUCUUUGCUGGUAUUGGGUGGACCUCAAGCUUGGCCAAGUUUUGCUUUAUGGGGGGAUCCUCGCUGUACCGACUAUCUUUGCCGGUAAGACGGCACUAGCGGCAACGGGAGAAUGGAGGACAGGGCAAAACUGAGUAUAGCGGAUCAGUGUAAAUGCAACAUUCAUAUGUUGUCACUCUUUGGACUUGCAUUCCUACCUGCGACUGGCUUAGACUGCUGCUUUUCGCCAUGAGUCUCGAAUGUGUGACAUCUGCGGCAGUGCUCGAUGCGACUGAUCAGGGGAAGAUUGUACCUCGAGAAUGCGCGCUGAACCGCAUUACUGUAACAACAAUUAAUUGUUGUAGGCAUGCCCAGUGAAUGUUCCGGAAAGUGCUG